Ectocarpus siliculosus is the source of this 723-nucleotide messenger RNA. The record is from the annotation of a GenBank genome assembly. NCBI's taxonomy places the organism in Eukaryota, Phaeophyceae, Ectocarpales, Ectocarpaceae.
AUGGAGGACGAGGGGUGCGGUUUCGACGUAGGAGGGUUGAAAGGUGUUGACGCCGCGCACUUUAGCAACCGCAUGCGGCAAUACCUUCCUCUCCUGCAGAUUCUGGAGCGAGAUGUCCCGUCAACACAGCAAGGCAAAACGUCAGCGGUGGUGUAUGACGUACCUGUCAACCUGCUACUAGAUCGCGACAUGAAGCUAGCCUCCGAAACGGCACUCUCCGAAGCAUACCCUGCCGGAAAGCUUUUGCGCGGAGAGGAGGCCGCCAUGAACUCGUUAACCAGCGAUCAUGUCAACUGCGUACCGACCAAGCAGGUCGGCAACGUCAGGGAGACAAACAUGAACGGCACGCUAUCGAGGACGUCUCCCUUCAUGGGAAUCGAUGGAAUCAAGGGCAGCGUCUGUGGGAGAAAGGUUUUCAUUCACGAUGUCUGCAUCUGCGCAGUCGGGGGCACCCCGACAGUGUGUCGUCUACUCGAGCUUUUCUGGGAUGUUGAAAGCCGCCAAGUUGUUGCUACCGUGCGAAUGUUUCGGUCAGCUGCGGAGGUCAGACAUGUGGGAGAAACGGAAACGCGAGGAGGUCUGCUGAGAACCUGGGAAGACUGUACUGUCGGAGGCGAACUGCUGUUGGAGGUUGACGACGUGCUCGGCCUGGCGGAGAUUUAUACUGUGGACGAGAUGGACGCCGACAAGCACGACGGGGAAUGGGAUCAAGGCGCGAGGUAG